Molecule: messenger RNA, 846 nt
Organism: Anoplophora glabripennis (Asian longhorned beetle)
Lineage: Eukaryota; Metazoa; Arthropoda; Insecta; Coleoptera; Cerambycidae
Gene: Blos3
Product: biogenesis of lysosome-related organelles complex 1 subunit 3
Exons: 4
Coding region: 127-609 (160 amino acids)
Cellular component (GO): BLOC-1 complex
Source: RefSeq, a predicted model, not a curated record
GUCAAACGUAAGGAUACAAAACAACAACAUAAAACGAAAAGCAGAAUAGAAUUUUCGUUUCUGAAGUGUUCUAAGUUUUUAAUUGAUCCAUGAAAUAUAUUAAUUUUUGAAAUAUAUUGUAAAAAAAUGAGUAAACCUGUUGUUAUUAGUGGUGAGGCUUCAGAAACAGAUAGUGAAGACGAGUUGAAUACAAAAACUCUAAAAAAUGUUAUGAUGCAGUCUGUACAAGGUGCUAUGAUAACUGGUGAAGAUUCCGAAUCUGAAUAUGAAAAUGAUGCAAGCAUUGCCAGUGCUGUAUCUGCUUUGAACCAAUCAAACUUUGAAAAUAAAAAUCACGAAGAGAGUAAAUAUGAUUCAUUGUUUCAUCAGAAAUUAAAGGAAUAUAAUGCCCGUUUUCAUAAUAAUCUGGAAGGCUUUACUCAGAAUACUGUGAAUGAAGCUGGGAGAAAAUUAAAUACGAUAGAUCAGCAGCUGCUGAGAUCCCAGUUGACUCUCCAGAAUGCUGUCACGUCACUUAAAUCGCUUAGCAUAAAUUCUUUAACUGUAAAAAGUAAAUUACAUUCUCUGCUGUCGGCUAAAUUUCUUCCAAAUGUUAAAGUUAAUAAGUGAGAUGUUUCUUUAAAAUGUGAUACAAUUUUAUAAUAAAGCAAAAUGUGCUGUUUAUCCUCUAUAAACAUGUAUUCAGUUAAGCUGGCUCAGAUGAUUGGUUUAUCCAUUUGUUCGAUAAUUUGAAAGUAUGAAUAUUUUAUUUUUCAAAAACGUUUCGAGAAUUUUAAGUCAAUUAUUCUUCCACUAUUAUAUCAUCUUGUAUAUCUAACAAAGACAAAUAUUAAUUCAGUAUUUACC